Messenger RNA from Mustela lutreola (European mink), 1708 nucleotides. It is a transcript of the gene SLC17A3, whose product is annotated as solute carrier family 17 member 3. NCBI's taxonomy places the organism in Eukaryota, Metazoa, Chordata, Mammalia, Carnivora, Mustelidae. The transcript is spliced from 11 exons. The coding region runs from base 1 to 1512 and encodes 503 amino acids. Gene Ontology annotation, molecular function: xenobiotic transmembrane transporter activity; toxin transmembrane transporter activity; urate transmembrane transporter activity. Gene Ontology annotation, biological process: monoatomic anion transport; urate transport; transmembrane transport. The record is from RefSeq and is a predicted model, not a curated record.
AUGAGCUUGUGCUCCACUCGCUAUGGGAUAGCCUUUACCAUGCACAUGAGCAACUUCAUAACGGUGGCACAGUGUACUGUCCUAAACAUCACCAUAGUAGCCAUGGUCAACAGCACGGACCAUCGGUUCCAGUUUAAUGACUCUACCGAGGGGCUGCCUGGUGACUCAUUUGGUGACCCGAAUAACGCCCCAGACAGUCUCCCUGCAGGGGUCCCUGUGUACAACUGGAGCCCUCAAAUUCAGGGCAUCAUCUUUAGUUCUCUCAGCUAUGGCCUGAUACCGAUGCCGUUUCUCAGUGGAUACCUUGCUGGAAGAGUAGGAACAAAGAGAGUGGUUGGUGUUUCUUUGUUUGCAACCUCACUUUUCACUAUGUUCGCCCCUCUGGCGGCCGAGCUGGGACUAGUUUCCUUCAUUGCAACUCGAAUUGGACAGAGCAUAGGCCAGGGAUCGGUAUUAGGGGGUCAGCACGCGCUGUGGGAGAAAUGGGGUCCUCCACAUGAACGAAGUCGACUCUGCUCCAUCAGUUUAUCAGGAAUGAUAUUGGGAAGCUUCACCACCAUCCUCCUGGGUGGCAUGAUCUGCCAAAACCUUGGGUGGCCUUUUGCCUUCUAUAUCUUUGGAGGCAUCGGCUGUGUCUACUGCCUUCUCUGGUUUGUUCUGGUUUAUGAUGACCCCAUCUCUCACCCAUGGAUAAACAUCACAGAAAGAAAAUAUAUCAUAUCGUCCUUGGCCAACCAGAUACAUGUAAGGAGUCCAAGCAUCUCCAGAGAGCUGUGUCAGCCUCUGGAUUUCUCGGGGAGCUUGAGGUGCAGAUCUCACUGUUCUAAUCCGUACAUUUGUGUUCAGGUCAGCCCUUGUAAGCAGCCUCUUCCUAUCAAGGCCAUGCUCAGAUCGCUACCACUUUGGUCCAUAUGUGUCUGCGGCUUCGGCCAUCAGUGGCUAAUGAUUACACUGAUGGUCUACACACCAACUUACAUCAACUCUGUGUUCAACAUUAACAUGAGAGAUAAUGGGUUCCUGUCUGCCCUUCCCUUUCUUGUCGCCUGGAUCACUGGUAUACUAGGAGGCCAGCUGGCAGAUUUCCUCCUGACCAAGAAUUUUAGGCUCGUUACUGUGAGAAAAGCUGCCACAUUUCUAGGAAAUUUCCCAUCUUCAGUGCUCCUUGUGGUUCUGCCCUACAUCACCCCCAGCUACAUCACGACAAUGACCUUCUUGAUCCUCUCGUGUGGACUGAGCUCCUUCUGUCACUCAGGGAUCUAUAUCAAUGUCUUAGAUAUUGCUCCAAGACAUUCCAGUUUUCUUACAGGAGCCACAAGGGGAUUCAUAUUCAUAGCAGCAAUCCUGACACCAACUGUCAAUGGAUUUCUCCUCCAUCAGGACCCUGAAUUUGGGUGGAGAAAUGUCUUCUUGUUGUUAUCUGCCAUUAACCUAUCAGGACUGAUCACCUACCUUAUAUUUGGAGAAGCAGUUAUCCAAGACUGGGCUAAAGAGAGGAAACUCACUCGUUUAUGAAGUUAUCCUACCUUGCUAUAAUGGAAAGUUACUGGACACCUUCCUGCACAAAUGAGAAGACUUUGGUAUUAAAAAUAUCAACAGAAAGAAUUUCUUUUGUCUGGUUUUUUUCAAAUCUGAGAUCAGUUCUUUAUGUUAUUAAGCUUUCUUUCUGAGAAAAAUGUAAGAAGAAUGAAAAUUCCAAUAAAGUGACAGC